AUGGCCUCACUGGUGAACAAGGCAGUGAGAGCAAGAGCUCAGAAGCUAAAGGAACAAUCCCAAACCCUCCAGAACAAAAUCGAUAAGAUAAAAGCCGAACAAGCCAUGCUCAAUGCCCAGCACAAAAUGAAACUAAUUAACAAAUUGGAGUCGGCCAAACAAAACCGCUUGGAACACCUACAAAGGCUUCAAUCCAAAGCCCGAAGGACCUCCCUCCAGGUGAACCGCCGGCUUUACAAAGAUGCAAUCACCAAAUCCAUUACCCCAGUAUUGGUCAAGUUGAGGUUGGUGCGUUUGCAGCAAUGUCCACUUGAAUCACACCAAUAUCACUACCUCGUCAAAAAUCAUGAACAUGUGUUUUUCAAGACAACGGAAUCAAUUCUUGUAUUGUUGGGCUAUAAGAACCCUAGAGUUUACACUUAUACUUAUUUUUUAGUGGCCGAUUUGUACGAUUCCAUAAGGGAUAACACUCACUCGGGCUUGAAUGUCAACCAUACCAAUAAGACCGUUAACCGGCAAGUCAACCAUUUGUCGUUGCUUCUUUACAAGUUAUCGCUUCAGCUCCAAAAUGAUUUCAACAAUAUGGUUUCCCGAAACUCUCCCAUGGAAUUAUUAGAUCCAUUGAACUUGCUCAGGCUUCGCUUCAGUAGGACUUUCUACUGGUUCAACCAUUAUUUCGACUUAUUCAGGUUAUUGCAUUACCAAAAUUUGUCCAUAAUCCUCAAAGAUGCCUUACACAUUGUCAAUCAGCAAUUGGUUAUCUUUCAUGAUAAGACAUUGAUGAAGCAUAAGCAGUUUUUGUUGAAGCAAUUAACUUUGAGUCCCCCCAAUCUUGAUUUGACUGCUUGUUCACUGACACUCGAGAAGCUUUCUAGUAUACGUGAGAUCCGUGGAGCCAUUCACCUUCGAUACAGCUCCGAUAUCCACAUUCCUGAAAGCUUACAUGUGUGCUGGAUUUCCUUUAAUGUCCAUAAGAUUGUCACUCCCCCGUAUGUUGCUUUGAAGCGCUGGAGACAGUUCUUUUUCGAUAAGUGGAUAUCCCUGAACAGCCAAUUCAGGUUUCAGACUGGACGAGUGGCCUCCACUAACAAGAAUCUAGAUAACUACGACUUGUUGAAGAGUGUUACAAUUCCUUCUGAAUUGAGUGUUUCUCGUCUCAAUUUAUUCAUAAAGAACUUUCAGCUAGUAACAGGUUGCCAGUUGGAACCCGUUCAAGAUAUUUCCCAGGUGGAUGAUCUCAAACAACUGAUACUUGCUGUAGGGCAUCUCAGCAUCGACCCGGCAUCGAUAUUUGACUUUUCCAGCUUUGAAAUCAGUCUUCUCAGCUACUGGAUCAAACACUUUUCAUUUCUGUUUGAGAAAUUCCAAGUGUUCGAGAACAUCUUACCCUUUUUGAAUAACGACAAAUACACCCCCGAGCUUGGCACCGCUUCUCCUAGCCUACGGUUUCCAAGGUUUUACAAUUUCCUUGUUUCCAAUGGUGUUCGGUUUAGUUUCACCAACCUUAACUUAUGUAAGUUUUCCAUGCUCAGCUUCAUUUGCACUCAACAGAUUAAAACAUUGCAGUUCUUCACGCGGUUAUUUCUACACAACCUUGUAAAAGGAGAAUUGGUGGUUGACGAGCUCAAUACACUCGUGUUGGAGCAUUUAAAGGAGUUCCAACUACAGGCGAAAGCCAUCAUCAACAAUGUAGUCCACCACCAACUCGCCACGGCCUACCGCGGCCAAACAAGCAGUUUUCUGCGUCAUGUGACUCUCGUGCAGUUCACCCAACUCCAUGGUGGGCCCAAAUCUCGGGUCUACAGGGUGGUAGCAUCAAGGUUUAUUGAGGGCAUCUUACUGCGGUCGGCAAACGGUAUCUUCGAUGCCCAGAGAGCCGAGAUGGAGCGAUUUUGUCGCUCAUUCCACCGCCUUUUUAGAUAUUACUAUGGGAUAUUGCACCCCACUCUCAACUGGAUCUACCAAGACUUGGGACUCUAG
Messenger RNA from Yamadazyma tenuis ATCC 10573, 1980 nucleotides. NCBI's taxonomy places the organism in Eukaryota, Fungi, Ascomycota, Pichiomycetes, Serinales, Debaryomycetaceae. The record is from RefSeq and is a predicted model, not a curated record.